AUGUCUCCCAAGUCUUUCACCUUCUCGGCCGCUCUGUGCUUUGCCCUCGCCAUUGGCCCCGCCUCCGUGCUGGCUGCUCCCCAGCUGGGUGAUCUCCCUCAUCUCGGCGGUGGCCAAACCCACGACGCUCCUCCUACCACUGGUGACAGUGAGCACGAUGCCGGUGCCGGUUUCGACGUCGGCCUCCCCGACGGCCCUGCUGUCAAGUUCGGCGCUGGCACUCACAGCGAGACCCACGGCCCUUGUGGCCCUGGCGUGAGCAGCGAGCACGAUGCCGGCGCUGGCUAUGUCGUGGGCUUCCCCGGCGGUCCUGCUGUUAAGUUCGGUGCUGGUACCCACGAUGCUCAUCACGCUAUUCCCUGCCCUGAGAUCAUUACUGAGGUGAUCGUGAUGCCUUCCACCACGGAGGUUCUGGUGCUCCCUCCUACCAGCACCUCCACCUACGUCCCGGUCAUCCUCCCUCCCACCUAUAUCACUCCCAUCUCCAUCCCCACUGUGACUCCUGUCCCUGUAUACACGCCUCCUGCCCCGAUCCGCUCGACCCCUCUGAUCCAGCACCCUGCUCCCACGGCCGUGCCCUCUAUGCCGGUCUUCAACGCUGGCUCCGCACUGGCACCCGGCUCUGCCUUCCUGGCUGUAGCUCUUCCCGUCAUUCUGGGAUUGUUCUACUAA
Molecule: messenger RNA, 672 nt
Organism: Penicillium daleae
Lineage: Eukaryota; Fungi; Ascomycota; Eurotiomycetes; Eurotiales; Aspergillaceae
Product: putative cell wall protein
Exons: 2
Coding region: 1-672 (223 amino acids)
Source: RefSeq, a predicted model, not a curated record